Molecule: messenger RNA, 699 nt
Organism: Botrytis byssoidea
Lineage: Eukaryota; Fungi; Ascomycota; Leotiomycetes; Helotiales; Sclerotiniaceae
Exons: 1
Coding region: 1-699 (232 amino acids)
Molecular function (GO): oxidoreductase activity
Source: RefSeq, a predicted model, not a curated record
AUGCCUCACGCAAUUGAAACAAAAACCAAUGGAGACCCACCCUACUUUGAGAUGACGUUGAGAGAAUCCCUCAUUGCACGGCACUCAAGCCGUGCUUUUCUUCCGACUCCAGUCCCAAAAUCCAUCUUACAAUCCACUCUCGACCUCGCUCGCUUCGCCCCCUCAAAUUCAAACAUCCAACCCCAUCUCGUUUUCGUUCUCACGAGCGAAUCGCUGGAGAAUCUCAGAACUAAGUUAUACACUGCUGCAUCGGAAUCCACUCCCAAUAUCCCACCACUUCCUGUCGGAUAUACCCACUACCGCUCUGAAGUUGGCCGCCAACUCUAUGGCGAAGGGAUGGGUAUUCCACGAUCCGACUCUAAAGCUCGCAAUGCAGCUGUCCUCCGCAAUUAUCGAUUCUUUGAUGCACCAGUAGGGGCGAUAGUAUGUAUCGAUAAAACCCUGACGAAUGCAGAUAGAGUCAGUGUUGGUAUGUGGUUACAGAGUUGGUUAUUGGCGCUUACGGAGAGAGGAGUGGGCUCUUGUGUGCAGAUUUGUCAGACAGGAUAUCCAGAGUUGGUGAGGAGGGAAUGCGGGAUUACUGAUAAUCUAGAGAUCUUGGUAGCGGUAUCGAUCGGAUACGAAGAUCCGGAUUUCAGGGCCAACGGGCUGAGGCCAACGAGGGAUGAAUCUACCAAACACGUUACCUUUAUGGAAUAG